AUGUCGGCCAUAGUACGCGACCGUGGUCAGGAUAAAAAGUUCCUCCUCUCAGCUUGGGCAUUUGCCCAAACUGUAUUCGACUUCACGCUCAUCUCCAACUACGACUCCAGCAUGUCACUCACUUCCACCAGGCAUGCACAUGGCCUGAGACAAUCCAGAGCGCGUGCAGCUGCCUCCGACGUCGCCAUGCGCGCAUUCAAAGCCGAAGCCCUCGCAAGCAACGCGAGCUUCCUGCAGAGACUCGACCCCGACGGCUGUCGUCACGUCUCCCACAACUUCCUCAACUACCAGACCUACCCUGGCUAUGACAACUCUAUCGGAGUGAGCGGGGCUGGUCCAAACGGGUACAGGAUGUUCAGUUCAACAUCCGAUAUCAACGACCCCAACACCGAAAGUCGGCUUCGCUACGAUUUCGUUUUCAAUGACGGUAGCGCUCCCUACACGAGCAUCUGGAUUACCAUGCGCGGAGCCCCAGACAGCGGUAAAAACUCCAACGUCGUCCUCCGCGAAGAGCUCUGCGUCGUCGGUCCCCUCGACCCCAACGGCAGCCACUACCACGACUGCGACGAGAUCGACAUCGCAGAGAUCUACGGUGGCGGGAACAAUCAAGCCGAAUUCACAUUCUACACCGGCUCUGGCUCGUACAUCCCUGACAAGCCACCCCAGCGCCAGGGCGGCGGGGUGUACACCGACACCACCAAUGGCGCAGCUGGUCAACAGUUUUAUGAAUACCAGUUGUAUUUGGAACGGGGGAAGUACCUUACGUUCACUAUUGCGGAUGUGAAGACUGGGCAGACGAUUGGGAAGCGGGAUUAUGGGCCUCCGGGUAUCCCAUCGAAGCCGUUGAACUUUUUCAUGGGGGAGUAUAAUUGUGCAGCGAGCGGGCCCGAUGCUAAAAAUUACUGCGGGGGGCCUUACAAUGGUAAUUCAUUCAUGGAGAUCGGAAGCAUCUUAUAUCGUACCUGCGACUGA
Messenger RNA from Laccaria bicolor S238N-H82, 972 nucleotides. RefSeq lists its product as uncharacterized. NCBI's taxonomy places the organism in Eukaryota, Fungi, Basidiomycota, Agaricomycetes, Agaricales, Hydnangiaceae. The coding region runs from base 1 to 972 and encodes 323 amino acids. The transcript has 3 exons. The record is from RefSeq and is a predicted model, not a curated record.